Molecule: messenger RNA, 1256 nt
Organism: Caenorhabditis angaria
Lineage: Eukaryota; Metazoa; Nematoda; Chromadorea; Rhabditida; Rhabditidae
Source: the annotation of a GenBank genome assembly
AUGCUGAAAUCUCGCCAAAGCCACCUCCCAGUCCGCAAACACCGUGACGCACAAAUGCACACAAUAAAUGGUCUCACCUCACGAUUUCAUUGCCUCAUCUUAAUUUUUGGAGCGAUUUUCGCUCAUUUUUUGAGGGAAUUCUUUUAGAAGAAUACCGAAAAAAAUGAACCAGUGAUCAAUAAAAAAGAAACACUCGAAUGGGAAGUCAAAGAUGUCGAUCGUAUGAAUAGAAAAUGGAAGACUCAGUCGUAAACAUAUCAAGACUGAUGUGAAAUGGUAAGAAUAAAUAUUUUUUCAAAUACUUUGGAAAGUUUUUUUGCAGGUUCAUUCAUGCCGGUUACAAUACAAAAGAUCAAAUCAGAUAUCUUGAGAUUUGUUUGUGUCAAGAUCAUAAGGAUAAACCUUACCAAAAAUUGGAUGAAUAUUCUGAAACUGACCACACUUUCAAAGUAUUCGAUUCAAAUGGAAAAGUUUUGCAUAACUCCAAUGAUCCAUGUCCAUCAAUCAAAUGGUCCGAUCUUGAAAAACAUUUUGGAUCGUCUCGAAUGAACAUUAUUAUCCAAUGUGACUUGUCAUAUAAAGUCUACGAUUUCUCAAAAUAUUCCGGAUGCUUUACUGAUGGUUUAUUUCAAGUUGGAAAUGUUGAAUAUCAUGUCAACAAAAAAGAGUUCGUUUUUCCUCAUCAUUUUUCUUGAAAAUUUAUAAUUUUUUUUUUCAGUAUUUUGCCGCAUAUUUUCCCAAGUUUUUCCAAUACGAAAGAUUCGUCGAAAAAGAUGAAACAACAAUAAUCAUCGAAGGUGUCGAAAAUUCGCAAUUUGUUCAAUUUUUGGCAGCUUUGUUGCCAGAUCCAAUUCAAAUUGAUAGUGAGUUAUUUUUCAAAGUUUUUUUAAAAAUUCCUGAACGUAUUUUUCAGCCUAUAAUUAUGAGUUUAUUUUGGAAUUGUCUCCAAAGAUUCGAAAUUUCUUCAUUGACCAAAAAAAUGCCAAGAUUAUUUCAAGAACAAAUGAAAGCGACGAAAUUAUUCAACAAAUCAAAGAUGCUGAGAAAAACCGGAGAAACUUCCAAAAUUGUAAGUCGCAGAAAAAAUAGUAAUGCAUAACAUUUCUUUUUCAGGCAACAAUUCUCGAAAAUAUCGAUCGCGGAAGAGAUCUCAAAAUCGUGAUGGAAGACAAGAACUUCAAAAAUUUCCAGGAUUCGACAAAAUUGGAAUUUUUGAAUGUCGCUUUCAAUUUUGCUCUAGUUUAUUCUCGGAAUAA